AUGAGGUAUAGCGAUGACCAUGUCGCGUCGGAUGAUCUUGAAUGUGUGCUCGAGUACACCCGUCAAUUCCAAACAGCGACUCAGAGCCGCAAUGCCCAGGCCUCAUCUUCAAGAACGGCUUCUAGCAAUCCAGCCUAUGGCGAAGAGAACGUAGAUUUCCGCUCUCCCAGUCCCGACUUCGAAAUCAUCACUGCACCGUCGACCAUGGCUUCCAAGGCCACAAAUGGACGCGAUUCUUCCUUCAAACCAUCCUCUUCCACAUUCAAAUCUUCUAUACCAAACUCGAACACUCCUCCAACAACCAUGGACGAUACAGAGGAGGUGGAGGAGCGAAUAGCCCGGCUAGAUGCGGAGGUGCUUGGCUGCCGUGCGGACAUUCAGCUCAUUGAGCAGCGGAUACGAAAUUGCCUCGAAGAGAAGAAGCUUCUGGAGGCGGGGCUGCGGGCUACUCGUGUUUCUCGUGGUUCGGGUGCACACCUUCAGCUGCAUGGUAUCGGGCAAGGGAAUGGGAACAGCAAUGGCAAAACGACGACAGAAGCGUUUAUUAACUAUGAGACGGAGCCGUUUGACUGGAUAGAUGGGCUGAAGGCGCGUAUGCGCGCGGUGUUCGGGAUUCAGGAGUUCAGGCUGUGUCAACAGGGAGUAUGUAACGCGAAUAUGGAUGGGCGAGAUAUUGUUUGCAUCAUGCCUACCGGUGGUGGCAAAUCGCUCACGUACCAACUCCCUGCUCUCCUCACCCCAGGGUGCACCCUUGUCAUUUCUCCACUCAUAUCUCUCAUGACCGACCAAAUUCUUCAUCUUCGCGAGGCCGGCAUCGAGGCUGCUAUGAUAACAUCCGCCACGUCCAAACCCGAGAAAGCACAGACAUUGGAGCGGUUGAGGAUGCUCGCUGGCCGCAAGCUUGGCCCAGGACAAAAAGAGCUCAAGUUGGCCUACGUCACUCCCGAACGCAUGAAUAAGGAUAAAUCCUUUCGCUCUCUUUUGCAGAGGAUGGACGAGGCUGGGAAGCUCGCAAGGAUCGUGAUCGACGAAGCCCAUUGCGUCUCGCAGCUUGGACAUGACUUCCGACCAGAUUAUAAGGAACUUCAUCUUCUACGCAAGAUUUUUCCUAACGUACCAAUCAUGGCGCUCUCUGCAACGUGCGGACCGCGCGUCCUGGACGACCUCAUCCACAUCCUUGGGUUGAGAGGGAUCGUUCCUGGCGCCAGAGCGCCCAAACAAGGCACCGUCUAUUUUACUUCGCCUCUCUACCGCAAGAACCUGCACUAUCGUGUCGUACCCAAGCCGGAGAGCGCCAAGGAGCAGUUUGAAAUAAUGAAGAACUACAUUCUGGAAAACCACAAGGAUGAUUCUGGUAUCAUAUAUUGCUUCAGUCGCAAGGACUCGGAGGUCGUGGCAGAGACCUUGCGAGAUAUCAGCGGAGGAAGGAUCAAGACGGGAGUGUACCACGCCGAGGUGGGCGACAUUGACAAGCAGAGGCUGCACAUCGCGUGGAGGGAAGGCGAGAUUAAGGUUGUUUGCGCAACUAUCGCGUUUGGUAUGGGCAUUGAUAAGGGGGACGUGCGUUUCGUGCUGCACCAUUCGAUAUCCAAAUCACUUGAAGGGUUCUACCAAGAGUCGGGGCGUGCCGGACGAGACGGAAAAGACGCCGACUGCGUGCUCUAUUACCGCCCCCAAGAUGCCUCCACGAUGGCAGGUACCGCGGGUUACGACAGGGAUGGGAAGAUAAAGUUGCACGCCAUGCUCGACUUUGCAGAGGAACUUCGGAAGUGUCGGAAGAACCAGUUCGCAGAGUACUUCUCACAUGCGUCCAAAUUGGACGUCGGCGCAUGGGCAACUUCUGAGCGAGGCGCGCUCGAGCGAUGCGGGCACUGCGACAACUGUACGCGCCCCGCAGACGCCAGCGAGCGUCGCGAUGUCACUUUGGCGACAUGGCAGCUCUUGAAAAUCGUGCAGGCUGUGAAGCAGAGAGGUGGGAAGGUCACGCUCAGCAGUCUUGCACACCUCGCUCGUGGCGGGGGCAAGGGUGCGUUCGAGGUUGCUGCAUCUGGGAGGGGACGGAAUCGGAAGGAAAAGCAGACAUGUACACUGGAUUUUCAGGAGGUAGCUGGUGGGAAGGUUGAGCUCAGCAGAAUCGAUAUCGAACAUCUUAUUGUUUACCUGACGACACACAACUUCCUCCAGGAAGAGUAUCAGUCGACCCCCUACAAGCUCAUCGUGCACCUUGGGCCAGGGCAACAAGCAGGCAGAUUGCUCUAUCAUUCGCGGGACGCUAUACUUGCCGGCGGCGCCAACCUCAAAGUGGAAUGCGAUUUCCUGAAGGCAAUCGCCAAAGUCCGUGCGUCGAAGAAAAAACUUGACGAAGCCGGCAAACGGAAAUCGAAAACGAGCGGCAAGACCAAAGGCAAAGGCAAAGGCGCCGGUGAAGAUAGCAACCCUGAAGAUGACGAUGACGGUGAUAUUGGUGAAUAUAACAUAAUUGAACAACUAACGCGGUCGCGACGCGUGUCUGAUCCCAAGGGCAAGGGGAAGCGGAAGGCUGACGAAAUGGACGACGACGACAGCAUGUACGCCUCAGACAGCGCGGCUCAUCCUGAACGCGGCUUAGGCGGCUUCGGCGACGACAAUGACGACAGCGAUGAGGGCGAAUAUUUCGAUUGGUCACUCACCAUGCGGGAGGGGCCGAAGCUUGCUAACAAAAGACGGAAGAGCAGUGGCGAUGCACUUGGCGUUGGUGUUGAUGUCGGUUCUUCGAAGAAGACGAAGGGAAGAACCGCGAGUGGCUUCAAGAUGAACAUUGUCCAAGAAGGGGAUAACGAGGUGAUGGAACUCUCGUCUGACUGA
Molecule: messenger RNA, 2844 nt
Organism: Cyclocybe aegerita
Lineage: Eukaryota; Fungi; Basidiomycota; Agaricomycetes; Agaricales; Hemipholiotaceae
Source: the annotation of a GenBank genome assembly